AUAACAUUGCUCUGCUGAACGCCAAAAGCGGAGCAUCCCAGAAGCCCGAGCUCAUUUCACCUCACGGACUAUGAAAAGCUGUACUGUGCUCCGGACUGUGUGUGCGCUCUGCAGCCUGCCAACCCCCACCAUACAACACGACUCCCAUGCUGGCAGGACCCCUGCAGUUUAGGCGCUCUCCUGCACCUGUUAUCUCGGCCAGGUGCUGUGGCAUGCAUUGACCCGUCAUAGAGAUCUGAGCGGGCACCGACACUGAACACAUGGCAGCCUGGGAGGUGUGCGGAGCUGUGCUCAUGGCAUGGGUGGCACUGGUAGUAGCGAGGGCACCCCUCAACUGCAAGGAAGUCAGAGCCACUUUCCAUACAUUGCAGCCCGGAGUCAGGUGGGUGCCGGAGUCACCUGUGUCAGGAUCAGAUCUCCAAGUCUGUGUCACAAAAACAUCAAGUUGCUGCUCCAAGAAAAUGGAGGACAGAUAUCAAGUGGCAUCCCGUGUAAACAUGGAGCAGCUCAUCCAGUCUGCUAGUGCCAAGUUAAAGUUCCUAAUCAUUCAAAAUGCGGCAAUAUUCCAAGAAGCAUUUGAAAUGGUAAUACGACAUGCAAGAAAUUACACAAACACAAUGUUCAAGAUGCAUUACCAGAACAUCUCGCUGAAAACCUUUAAGCUUGUUGGUGAAUUAUUCACAGACAUUUCACUGUAUGUCUUGGGAUCCGAUAUUAAUGUGAAUGAUAUGGUCAAUGAGUUUUUCGAUGGCUUGUUUCCGAUAGUCUAUAGCAGUUAUUUAAACACAGGGUUCAAAGAAUCUGUUGAAAAUGUAGAAUGUCUUCGUCUUGCCAGAAGGGACAUCAGUGCUUUUGGCCACUAUCCCAAAACAAUCAUGACCCAAGUGUCGAAAUCACUGCAAGCAUCUCGGGUUUUCCUGCAGUCCCUCAAUCUUGGCAUUGAAGUUAUCAAUACUACAGACUAUUUAAAGGUCAAUAAGGACUGUGGCAGGACUCUCCUGAAAAUGUGGUAUUGUUCUCAUUGUCAGGGCCAUUUGUUGGCACGGCCUUGUGCUGGAUAUUGUGGAACUGUUAUGCAAGGCUGUUUGGCUAGCGUGGGAGAAAUUGACCCUUACUGGAAUGAGUACAUUUCAUCGAUUGAGAGACUUGCCAAAGAAAUGCAUGGAAUUUAUGAUCUAGAACGUGUUCUGCUCAAUCUCUAUUCCCUCAUCCAAGAAGCCGUGGUACAUGUUGUAAAGAAUGGAGGAAAACUUUCCACUGCGGUUAUUAAACUGUGCGGUGUUUCAAAACCAAGGGUGAUGCGGUCAGCUCGCGAUGGAGUCGGCGUUCAUGUUAGUAAAAAGCUAUUCAAGGCCAACACAGACAAUGAGGAGACGCUAUCUGGAAAAAGGAGGGAGUUUAUAAUGAAGUUGAAAGCCUACAGUCACUUCUAUGGUAGCUUCCCUGCCCUUGUCUGUCGUCACAGCACAGUUGCUGAAAAUGACACCUCAUGCUGGAACGGACAGGAGAUUGUUGAGAAGUUCAAUCCUAACACAGUGAAAAAUGGCUUAAAGGUUCAAACAAGCAACCAAGAAGGGAAAGCCAGGAGUACUGAACCCGUAAUUAACCAGAUCAUUGAUAAAUUGAAUCACGUCAAUCAGCUUUUAAAGGGAAUGUCAACACAGCGUAGGAAAAACAAUGGAAGAACUGCAGAAGAUGAGGAAUCGCAAAGUGGUGAUUGCGAUGAUGAGGAUGCGUGUGAAGAUGGCUCAGGAAAAAGUGCCCUAAGAAUAAGGAAUCGGCUAAGGUUAAUACCAGAUUCGGACUAUGAUUUGGACAUGGACGAUGUUCCAUUUAAUAAGCAGAUGCGUAACCAGCAGGAUCAGCAUGGCAGAGACAUCACUCACUUCCAGUCUGGAAGCCACACCAUAAAGACUGUAUCAGCUACACUGCUUGUUUCUCUCACUGUCACCAUGUUAGGACUUGUCUCAGUGAUCUAACGCCCUUAUUUUAACCCCUCUUGUCCUACUAGUUCCAUUACCUUCCUGGCAACAUUUUCCAGUUUAUAACAUUUCCUGGCUCAUUGUAAAGUCUUCUCGAAGGAGAAUUGAAUUUUAUAGGAGUAAAUAAUAAUGUAUUAAUAAAGACAAUUUCUUUAUUCAAAGACUUUUUAAACAAAA
Molecule: messenger RNA, 2159 nt
Organism: Rana temporaria (common frog)
Lineage: Eukaryota; Metazoa; Chordata; Amphibia; Anura; Ranidae
Gene: GPC3
Product: glypican 3
Exons: 8
Coding region: 261-1979 (572 amino acids)
Biological process (GO): positive regulation of canonical Wnt signaling pathway; cell migration; regulation of protein localization to membrane
Cellular component (GO): extracellular region; plasma membrane; cell surface
Source: RefSeq, a predicted model, not a curated record